AAUAAACAUACAUUAACCCAGUAACACAGCAGUGAUAAGUUGUAAAGUGAAUGAAGCCCAAACAAUUAAAAUGUAUAAAGUAAUUUUGUUGUUGGUCGUUAUUUUUGUAACCAAACAAGAUGCUGCUAGGAUAUUGGCUGUGUUUCCUGCACCAUCAAUUAGUCACCAAGUAACUUUUAGACCAUUAACUCACGAAUUGGCAAAAAGAGGUCAUGAAGUUGUAAUAGUCACCCCUGACCCUGCCUUCCCGAAAGAUAAAAAGCCUGAUAAUCUAACAGAAAUAGAUGUUCAUGAUUCAUACAAUCUUUGGAGAGAAAAAGUUUUACAAGGAAUCAACGGUGAUAUGAAGAACCAAAUAAAGUUUUUGUUUGAAUUGUCGAUGGAAGUAUUUGAAAUGCAAAUGAAUUUCGAAGAAGUGCAGCAGAUUAUUAAGAAGAAUACCGAACCAUUUGAUUUAUUAAUAAUAGAAGCUUGUAUGUUGCCAGCUUUAGGAUUUUCUCAUAUAUACAAAGUGCCUGUUAUACAGAUCAGUUCGUUUCUACCAUUUUAUUCUAAUAUUAAUACAAUCGGAGCUGUAGACCAUCCUCAUUUAUAUCCAGUAAUGAGUACACAGAAACUUGACAAUUUGAGCACGAUUGAAAAAAUUAAUUUGUACUAUGAUCAUUUUGUCAUACAAAAUGUUGUCAAAAAUGCUGAAUUAGAUAUGGACAAGGUGAUCAAAAGAGUAUUUGGUUCUGAUACACCUCCUCUCUCUAAGUUAUAUAAUAAUGUAGAUAUGUUAUUUCUAAAUACGUUUCCAAUAUGGGACUCCAAUCGCCCAGUACCACCAAGUGUCCAAUAUUUGGGAGGAAUACAUGUAAAACCUGUUAAACAAUUGCCAGAAGACUUAAAAAAAUACCUGGACUCUUCAAAGCAUGGAGUAAUAUAUAUUAGUUUUGGCACAAAUGUGGAUCCUUCAACGCUUCCUCCAGAGAAGAUACAAGUGUUAUUGAAUGUUCUAUCUGGAUUGCCUUACGACGUUAUAUGGAAGUGGAACCAGGAUGUACUACCUGGUAAAAGUGAUAACAUCAAAAUUUCGAAAUGGUUGCCACAGUCUGACUUACUGGGACAUCCAAAACUCAAAUUAUUCAUCACGCAAGCGGGCUUGCAAUCAACUGAUGAAGCUAUUGUAGCGGGUGUACCACUUCUUGCAAUUCCAAUUUUAGGAGAUCAAUGGUACAAUGCGGCUAUGUAUGAACGACAUAAGAUUGGGGUCAAGAUUGAAAUGGAAAACCUUAGUGAGAGGACUCUUAAGGAAGCAUUACAUGUUCUUACUGUGGAUGAUACUUACCGCCAGAACAUAAUAAGAUUCCGAUCUGUCAUCUACGACCAACCACAAACUCCUUUAGAACGGGCAGUGUGGUGGACGGAGCACGUUCUGCGCCACGGCGGCGCGCGCCAUCUACGAUCGCCAGCCGCAAACUUACCGUGGACUGUGUACUAUGAAGUAGAACUAGUGGCUUAUGCACUUCUAGUAGUUACAAGCGCUAUAUUUGUGUUCGUGUACCUAGUUUUGAAAGUAAGGAGACUGAUAGUUAGUAAAAUGAAUGCUAAUAUAAAACUUAAAUAUAGUUAAUGUGAUAAUUAUAGAUUUAUUACUUAUAAAAACUCUGAAUGUUUUGAAUAACUAUAUGGUGAAUUUUAUAAAAGUACCCAUUAAAAGCUUUGCUUGUUCAAUGUAAGCUUUCAAUGAAAUAGUCAAAAAACAGUAAAAA
Amyelois transitella is the source of this 1754-nucleotide messenger RNA. RefSeq names its product UDP-glycosyltransferase UGT5. Gene Ontology annotation, molecular function: UDP-glycosyltransferase activity. The record is from RefSeq and is a predicted model, not a curated record. The transcript has 4 exons. Bases 71 to 1615 code for a protein of 514 amino acids. NCBI's taxonomy places the organism in Eukaryota, Metazoa, Arthropoda, Insecta, Lepidoptera, Pyralidae.